This is a messenger RNA of Penicillium malachiteum, 615 nucleotides long. RefSeq names its product snoaL-like domain-containing protein. The record is from RefSeq and is a predicted model, not a curated record. The coding region runs from base 1 to 615 and encodes 204 amino acids. The transcript is spliced from 2 exons. Lineage: Eukaryota; Fungi; Ascomycota; Eurotiomycetes; Eurotiales; Aspergillaceae.
AUGGUCCAAAACACUGAAGAAUACCUGGCACAGUUGCAAAUUCAGUCCUUGCUUGUUCAAGAACGUUACUACAGAGACACGGCACAAUGGGAAAAUCUACGCAAUUCGUAUCACCCAGAUGCCUCGAAAACAGCGAUCAACAUUUCUUGGUUUGAAGGAACGGCAGAGGAUUUCGUGCUUGGAUCUAAGAAGAUGGCGGAAUCGGGAGCGACUUCCUCACAUAAGAUCUGCCCUGUAACCAUCCAUUUCAAUGAGAAUGUCAAUAAAGCGCUAUCAGAGUCAACUGGAAGCAUCAAUCUCCGCUUCGAGUACGAGGGCCAUGAAUAUGACUGCGUGUCUUAUGCGCGAUUCAUUUCGAGAUUGCAAAAGGUCAAUGGGGAAUGGAAGAUGUUGACUCUGGAGGCGAUAUAUGAUGGAGACUCUAUCACACCAGCAUAUCCUCUUCGGGUACCUGCAAACUUUGACCUGCAAGGUCAUCGGGCCAGUUAUAGGUGUCUUGGAUGGGUUCUUUCACGUAAAGAAUUCCAGGUUAAUCAGGAUCUACCAGGCACGGAUCGUCCAGAGACAGUCACCAAAUUUAUGGAUGAAUCUCAUCGCUGGCUGAAAUUACAAUGA